Messenger RNA from Effrenium voratum, 1065 nucleotides. Lineage: Eukaryota; Dinophyceae; Suessiales; Symbiodiniaceae. The record is from the annotation of a GenBank genome assembly.
AUGAGGACUGAUGAGCCUGCUGAGAUGCUUGUGCUGCCAAUUGGCUACAGCACCCCAACUAAGAAGAAUGCUCUUCAGGAUGGCCAAAGCCCUGCUUCCACUCUUGCUCGCUCAGACACUGCAAACUCCCUGGACACCACACCAGCUGUGAAGAGGAAGCUCAGCUUUGACACACCACUGCAGCACUCAGAAAGCAGAGGCUCCUUAGAAGAAUGCUUGGAGCAGCAGCUACUUGAGGAGCCCAGCCCAGCAGAGAAGAUGCCUGAGAAGCUUGAGCCAAAGCCCAGCCCAGAGCAGAAGAGUCCUGAGGAGCUUGAGCCAAAGCCCAGCCCAGAGCAGAAGAGUCCUGAGCCAAAGUGUGAGGCAAAGCCUUUGCCUAAGGCUGGAAGCCUCAGCAUCCAAGGCAACUCAGCAGAUGACAGGUUCAGGAUCACCUAUGAGGCCAGGCAGCUGAUCUAUGGUUUGUGCAACCCUGAUGAGCCACCAAGUGGUGAUGUGGGCAAAGGCCUCUUGGUUGUGCCAGGCCAAUGGGCAAGGCUGCAACAGGGUGCUCGGGCAAUCCUGCGGGAGCAGGGGGAGUUGGUGAGACAGGUCAGGUCCAAGCUUGUGAGCCUCAGGCAAGAGCAUCAAGCCCUGAAAACUGCUCAGAAAGAGGCUUGGAAGGUUGGCCCUCUUGAGAUAGUCAGGUCUGUGGUGCAUGCUCAGUGGCAGAUGUCUGAGAAGAACUGCGAAGACCAGUGGGUGCUUGCAGCAGCAGUAAGGAAUGGCAUCUUAGCAUACACACCCAACACUCAGACUGGCAAGCUUGCCAUUGUCACUGAGCAGCACUGGGCUAAGAAGGCUGGCUUUCAGAUGGGCAGCAAGAGGUUCCCACCUGAGUGGCUCAGAGACAGGCUGAAGUGGCUUGAAGCUGAUGGCAAGCCCAAGAAGGCAGACUGGAGCCUGAGCAGGUCAGCAUCAGCCAUCUCAGACCUCGUGCGGUGGGACUACUACAACCCUGAGGAAGACAAGGAGGCUGAGGUGGAUGCUGAGCCAGACAUCCAAGAUGAGCUUGCACCAGAGCUU